UGUUACUAAAACGUUAACAUUGACAUUGAAAUUCCAGAAUCGGCAUAAAGGGCAGGAAAAUAGAGGCGCGGAUGAUGCAGAAGAAGAGAAAUUUCAGGAAGAGGACUUUCGAAGAAGAUGAGCAUAGCAAAGCAUCAGACGACGACGAACAAGAAAGAAGAUUGGCAUUAGAAGAGGUGAAAUUCCUGCAGAAACAGAGGGAGAGGAAGUCAGGAAUCCCUGCAUUAGCAACAACUUCGCAAACUGCAACUACAGUAGCUGCCAAAUUAACCGAAAAGGCCGAUGGAGAUGGCGAAAAAGAAGAGCUUGUUCUUCAAGACACUUUUGCUCAAGAAACUGCUGUCAUGGUCGAAGAUCCCAACAUGUUGCAGUAUGUUGAGCAAGAAUUGGCCAAGAAAAGAGGGAAGAAUAUUGAUGCAACUGAUCAAGUUGAGACGGAGUUGAAGCGUGCUGAAGAUGAAUUAUACAAAAUUCCGGAGCAUCUUAAAGUGAAAAAGCGAAACUCAGAAGAAAGCUCUACUCAGUGGACUACUGGGAUUGCGGAGGUUCAGCUACCCAUUGAAUACAAACUGAGAAAUAUUGAGGAAACAGAGGCAGCCAAAAAGCUUCUACAGGAGAAAAGGCUAAUGGGUAGACCAAAAUCAGAAUUUAGCAUCCCUUCCAGUUACAGUGCUGAUUAUUUCCAACGCGGCAGGGAUUAUGCUGAGAAACUUCGACGAGAUCAUCCUGAGCUGUACAAGGACAGGAGUAUGCAGGAUGAUGCUGUUGCUGGAUCCAAACCAGCUGAUAACAGCACUGAUGCAGCUGGACGGAGGCAAGCUGCAACGGAUGAGUUCAUGCUAGAGCGCUUCCGAAAACGAGAACGUCAUCGGGUCAUGCGUAGAUAGCAUGCACUUCAAACAUGCGACAUUCUGAGAAAAGUAAUUUGGCAAGGAUGGCUCAUUUUUUGUUGUAACCUUUGCUGCUUCAAAAUGUUUUCUUAGCAACAUAAGAUGGCAUGGUAACUGCAACCACUCAUGAUUCAACUUGCCUGUAUGGUCAUGCAGCAAGACAGGGAUUGGGUAAUUAGAUUGGAAAUGUCACCAAUCCCUCGUUUUGCAAAUAACUUGCAGCUCGUGCAAAUCAUGGUUGUCAAUUGACAAAUUGAGGCCGACGGUACUUUACAUCUAUAAGGUAUGGGUAGAAGGUUGUGGCAGAAUGGGGCUUAGCUGUAGUUUUAAUUUAAUGUUCUAGCGUGUUCGGUUUAAGCAACCUAUAUCGUAUGAAGGCUUUGGUUUUUCUUUUCAUCUGUGAAACUAUUUCAGCUGUUUUAAAAAUAAGAAAGUGUAGAACCGUGUUUGUUCA
This is a messenger RNA of Populus nigra (black poplar), 1344 nucleotides long. RefSeq names its product protein COP1 SUPPRESSOR 2. Bases 72 to 887 code for a protein of 271 amino acids. The record is from RefSeq and is a predicted model, not a curated record. Gene Ontology annotation, cellular component: spliceosomal complex. NCBI's taxonomy places the organism in Eukaryota, Viridiplantae, Streptophyta, Magnoliopsida, Malpighiales, Salicaceae. The transcript has 7 exons. Gene Ontology annotation, biological process: mRNA splicing, via spliceosome.